AUGACAAGCAUAUUUCAAAAAUAUGUUCUGAAAAAUUGCCAAGAAGCAUCGCUAAAAGUCUUCCAAGGUUUUGGUCUUUUGGCGAGAAUUCUGUCAAAAAAGCAAUUAGAAAGGGCUUUAAAAAUACUGAGCAAUUUUUGAGAUCAGGUCUUUCUUUAAAUGAAAUUAAAUGUGAUUUAUUAAUGG
Molecule: messenger RNA, 186 nt
Organism: Racocetra fulgida
Lineage: Eukaryota; Fungi; Glomeromycota; Glomeromycetes; Diversisporales; Gigasporaceae
Source: the annotation of a GenBank genome assembly